Xiphias gladius (swordfish) is the source of this 3145-nucleotide messenger RNA. It is a transcript of the gene gmppb, whose product is annotated as GDP-mannose pyrophosphorylase B. The transcript has 10 exons. The record is from RefSeq and is a predicted model, not a curated record. Bases 177 to 1259 code for a protein of 360 amino acids. NCBI's taxonomy places the organism in Eukaryota, Metazoa, Chordata, Actinopteri, Istiophoriformes, Xiphiidae. Gene Ontology annotation, cellular component: cytoplasm. Gene Ontology annotation, molecular function: mannose-1-phosphate guanylyltransferase (GTP) activity; GTP binding. Gene Ontology annotation, biological process: GDP-mannose biosynthetic process; cell wall mannoprotein biosynthetic process.
UGUGUCACGCCGUGUUGACGUGAGCUCGGGUUUGAACGCUCUUACGUGUCACUCUCAGAGUUUCAGUGAUUCAGAGACCUCCCGAGCACUUUCGGCGCACAAAUCCCUGCUGGUUCUGGUUUCGUUAUCGAUGAGCUGUGGUCGCCCCGGUUGAAGGUUGCUAACUUGCCAGAAACAUGAAGGCUUUGAUCCUGGUGGGGGGGUAUGGGACACGGCUGCGACCGCUCACCCUGAGCGUCCCCAAACCGCUGGUGGAGUUCUGCAACAAACCCAUCCUGCUGCACCAGGUGGAGGCGUUGGUCAAGGCUGGGGUGGACCAUGUGAUUCUGGCGGUGAGCUACAUGUCAGAGCUGCUGGAGAGGGAGAUGAGAGUCCAGGAGCAGAGACUUGGGAUUCGUAUCUCUCUGUCUCAUGAGAAAGAGCCUCUGGGAACAGCGGGUCCUCUGGCGUUGGCUCGAGAGCUGCUGACCGUGGACAACGAGCCGUUCUUCGUCCUAAAUUCAGACGUCAUCUGUGAUUUUCCCUUCAAAGACCUGCUGCAGUUCCACCGCAACCACGGCAAGGAGGGAACCAUUGUGGUUACUCGGGUGGAGGAGCCCUCUAAGUACGGCGUGGUGGUGUUUGAGGCGGAAAGCGGGAGGAUCCAUCGCUUCGUUGAGAAGCCACAGGUCUUCGUCUCUAACAAGAUCAAUGCUGGCAUAUACAUCUUCAAUCCCAGCAUGCUCAGCAGGAUCCAGCUGAGACCAACGUCCAUAGAGAAAGAGAUAUUUCCUUUCAUGGCAGAGGAGGGACAGCUGUAUGCCAUGGAGCUACAGGGUUUCUGGAUGGACAUCGGACAGCCUAAAGACUUCCUGACGGGAAUGUGUAUGUACCUUCAGUCGCUACGACAGCACGCUCCUGAGAGGCUGCGCACCGGGCCUGGUUUCCUUGGCAACGUUCUGGUGGACCCAACGGCUCAGAUCGGGGAGAACUGCACCAUCGGCCCGAACGUGACCAUCGGCGCCGGCGUGGUUGUGGAGGACGGCGUCAGGAUAAAGCGCUGCACGGUGCUGAAGGGGGCGCGGGUUCGAUCGCACUCCUGGCUGGAGAGCUGCAUCGUGGGGUGGAGCUCCUCUGUCGGCCAGUGGGUUCGUAUGGAGAACGUGACGGUGCUGGGGGAGGACGUGAUCGUGAAUGACGAGCUCUACCUGAACGGUGCCAACGUCCUGCCUCACAAAUCCAUCAACGAUUCGGUCCCAGAACCGCGGAUCAUCAUGUAGCAAUCGGGUGGAGGAGAAAAGCUCAGCGCCUUUUAAUACGAACUCGCCUGAACACCCCCAACUGUGCCAGAGAUCGAGGGGACGAACAGACGGCAGAGGGAAGGAGGAGGAGAGAAAAAGGAACAAAAGAAGGGUUGUUUUGUUUGUUUGUUUGUUUUUUUCCAGUUAAUUUGGACUUGUUUUUAGCCCUGCUUGGCUGCACCUUCCAUCAAUCAGAAACGAUGGUGUAAAUAUGAGCAUAUCUUCUGGUCCGUCAGGCUUAUUAACCUUGUCACGUGUCACCGCUUCAGGUAAAAACGUCAAACGCUAAUGUCCUGACAGUGGCGGGUGGUAAAUGUGUCAUGUUCGCAGUGCAUUGAUAGAGGAGGGGGGGGGGGCUGCUGUACCUGGGCUGGUGGAGGGACUAAUACUGUGUGUAUUUAGGGAGGGGAGGGGGUUAGAGAGUGAUAUGAACACCGCUGUUUAGAUUCACUAUGCAUUUACAUUUCCUGGACAGCGACAGAGUUCUCAGCGAACAGGCCCUGAAGAAUCCAACUACAUCUGCAGGUUUCUCUGCUGGAGUCAAGACCGACGACACUGAGAUUUCUGAUCUGACACAUUAAACAAAAUGCAGUACUGGUUAUAAAAGCUGCUCUUUAACAUGUUUUGACCUCUUGGGUGCAGCUGUAAACACAACUGAAAUAUUCUCACCUUUAUAAAGUUGUUCUGGUGAAUGUUUUAGCAGAGAGUUACUUUUUCACACAUCCAGCAGACACAGGGAAACUCUGUCAUUCGGCUGGAGUCAUGUUUGUGUCCACCUGAUGAAUGUAAUUUGAUCCAUUUUGAUAGAAAAAUCUUCAUCGGUGGAUCUUCAAUCGGUUAUCAAGUAGAUGUUGUUUUGCCUCGUUGCCUUGGUAAAGGUGACAGGUUUUCCUGUUCUUUCUUUUCAUCAUGAAACCUGUGCGCUUCAAAGCCAAACCAUUUACUGCUCUGUAAAAAGUUAAAUGUAGUGAGGUUUGUUUGUUUUUUUUUGUUUUUUUUAAUAAGAAAACUGCAGUUUAUCAAGUACAGAUAUUUGAGUCAGACGGCAAGACUGCAUCGGGGCCGUUUGACUUUGAAAUAAUGUAGUGCUUCAACAUGUUUUUCAUUUGUUUGGGUCUCUCGGACUGUUCUGUGCAUUCACUCUCCGGCUGAGGCUCUCUGGGGAAUUCACUCCUCGCUUUCAGAGGGAUCCUGUCGUCAGCUGAACGGUUGGUUGGACAAAUCAAAACUCCGUUGGUGACGUCAGAUGAAAAGUCAGAGUCGUCAGCUUUCAUCCUUUGGCGGCGGCGAAUGUAAAUCCUUCCAGGAGUCGCUGAGACGUCUCACGCUUCGCCAAAGUGUCGGACUGACAGACUGAAGUUGCUGAAUUUAACAUCAGAUAUUUUGAAUGAGGUAUAUUAAUAAACGUGAAGGAAAGAGUCUGUUUGAGAACAGAUUUCACUCUUCUCACGCAACUGAAGGGGAUGUAUUAACUCCGCCUCUUAAAAUGUGUCUUCCUUGUUGAAAAAAAUGAAUCAUUUUUAAUGUUCAACAGAGAUGAUGUUAAAUCCAUAUAUUGUAAAAUGAAUCGUUGAACCUUUACAGUUGAAGGCUCCUGGAGCUCGUCGCUACGGGCGUCCAUGUUUCCGUCAGCUCAGAGGCACAGAGGUUUAGGAGUGACGUGUCUCCCGCUUUUCACUUGCGGCAGGUGAUGUAUCCGGUCUCUGAGCACAAUGCAGCGGUGCUAUGGUUGUUAUGCAGUUGGUGAGAAACAGCGUACAGGACACUGAACAUGUAAAGACACUGACUGUGUCUGAAUGAAGUCAAUUCUUGUAAUGAAGUCUUUUUUUUUUUUAAAAGAGAAUAAUAUAAUCUACUGAUCACAU